AUGGGGAAGAAGGUGAACGAAUCGAAGAUGGCAUUCAAAUGCAUGGAGAACAUCAACGCGUUCCUGGAAGCGGCGCGCCAGCUUGGCGUACCGGCGCAGGAAACAUUCCAGACGGUCGACCUUUGGGAGCGACAGAACCUGAACUCUGUGAUUAUUUGUUUGCAGUCACUCGGGAGAAAGACCGGUAACUACGGAAAGCCGUCAAUAGGACCAAAAGAAGCUGAGAAAAAUGUACGUAAUUUCACCGAGGACCAACUCAGAGCAGGACAAGGUGUCAUUUCACUCCAAUACGGCUCUAACAAAGGCGCCAAUCAAAGCGGGAUCAAUUUCGGCAACACGCGACACAUGUAA
This is a messenger RNA of Parnassius apollo (apollo), 351 nucleotides long. The record is from the annotation of a GenBank genome assembly. NCBI's taxonomy places the organism in Eukaryota, Metazoa, Arthropoda, Insecta, Lepidoptera, Papilionidae.